Messenger RNA from Coprinopsis cinerea okayama7#130, 1740 nucleotides. Its product is annotated as chitinase. The transcript is spliced from 3 exons. The record is from RefSeq and is a predicted model, not a curated record. Gene Ontology annotation, biological process: carbohydrate metabolic process; chitin catabolic process. Bases 1 to 1740 code for a protein of 579 amino acids. Gene Ontology annotation, molecular function: chitinase activity; chitin binding. NCBI's taxonomy places the organism in Eukaryota, Fungi, Basidiomycota, Agaricomycetes, Agaricales, Psathyrellaceae. Gene Ontology annotation, cellular component: extracellular region.
AUGGGGACGGCUCUAUGGUUAUUUCUCUCCUUUGCGCUGGUCGCGACAAGUUCGUUCGCAGAUCACCCUCCCUCUGGCAAGAAACACCGCCGCCGCGCUGAGAUACCCUUCCGUAUCGAACCUCCUUUUCAUCCUUUGUCGUCGUCUCCAGCUCCAAGCAUCAUAUCGACUUCUGGCUUAGAUUCACCGACGUCGACGUCCUUAUCACCAGUUACGUUUACUGCAGCUCAUCAGCGUAGCACCGCGCCUGGACGUCCCGAUCUGCCAGUAGUCAUUCAGGGAGAUUCAUUGAAGAUUCUUCCUCAUCCUGGCAGCGGCACUCAAAGAUCUGACAGCAUCACUGGAUCUGGUGCUCAGGCAACGGAUACUCCGAGCAACCCACUGCCUCUAUUCAUGGGUUACUACCCAGAUUGGGCAGCGGACACCUUCCCCCCUGAAUCACUGGACUACGGGAGAUACGACUGGAUCGAUUUUGCGUUUGCCGUACCCACUGCCGAAUUUGGCUUAGAAUGGGAUAGCGACGAUGCACCGAACGUCCUGACGAGAUUGGUAACUAGUGCGCAUCUCUCACGGUGCAAGGUGAAACUCAGUAUCGGUGGAUGGACAGGUAGCAAGUACUUCUCGACCGCCGUAUCCACCUCGCAAAGUCGUCAGCUGUUCGCCAGCAACAUCCUGUCUGUAUAUUCUCGGUAUAAUCUUGACGGAAUCGACUUAGACUGGGAAUAUCCCGGGCACGAAGGCAACAGAGGCAACAUCUACGAUCACAGUGAUACCCUAAACUUCCUGGACUUCCUGAUACUUCUACGAGACACCCUCCCCCCCUCGGCCCGCAUCACUGUCGCCGCCCAAACCUUUCCUUUCACAGAUCAAAACGGAGAACCACUCUCUGAUUCUUCACCGUUCGCUUCUGUACUGGAUUGGGUGCUGAUCAUGAAUUACGAUACCUGGGGCUCAUCCACUUCUCCUGGCCCAAAUGCCCCCCUGUACGAUGCUUGCGGCAAUUCAACCCAGCCGGAAGCCAGCGCUCUUUCUAGUUACAGGUCUUGGACCAAGUCGGGAUUUCCCGCUUCCAAACUCGUCCUGGGGGUACCAGCUUACGGGUACGUGCAAAGGUCGGUUGCUCAGCGGCUGAGGAAUCGCUGGUACGGCGAGGAUGAUGGUGGCCGUCCCCGACUUGCAUAUGGAGGUUAUAGACACAGUCCGGACCACUUUGGCCACGGUCACUGGGGGCUCCAGGAUUCGGACGAUGGUUGGGAUGAACAUUGGGGAGGUGCCGAUGGCCACACUGGUUGGAGUGGUCAUUCACGAAAUGGAAAUGAUGGCAAAGGAGACUGGCCUGAUGGGGACGACAACGAUGACCAAGGUUCUGUUUCGCCCCCUGGUUCACCAUCGCCUGGACGUCCAAUCGAAGUUGUUGAUGACGAGGAACAGAUACAAUUUCGCGACUUGGUGAAACAAGGGGCGCUCGUUUUAGCGCCAUCAUCCUCAAACGAGACUUACCCCAGGUUUUUAGCUAGCGGUGGAUUUGAACGGCGAUGGGACUUCUGCUCGGAGACACCUUUUCUUCGGUCCGCUUCUGCAGGACAGAUAAUUACUUACGACGACCCGGAAUCACUGGCUCUUAAAUCCAGAUUCGCAAAGGAAGCUGGAAUGCUUGGAGUGAAUAUGUUUGAUAUUCACGGCGAUACCGACGACUAUCAUCUCGCCGAUUCCAUACGAAAAGCGCUAGGAUUAUCGUAA